CCGAGCGCCGCCGCCGUGUUAGAGCCGCGAGUGCGGGGUGAUUGGGGUGGCAGCUGCUGCUCGGAGGAACAAACCACCAGCAACAGGCAUAGAAAUGGUCCUGUGAAGUCUUCCAGGCUAACAAGGAAAGAGGAGAGGAUGUCAGGGGAGCUGCCCUUGCACAUCAACAUCAAGGAACCGCGAUGGGACCAGAGCACCUUCACGGGGAGAGCCAAGCACUUCUUCAUGGUGACGGAUCCCCGCAACCUUCUGCUCUCGGGCACGACCCUGGAAGAGGCCCGGAGGGUGAUUGAGGAUUACAGGUUGGGAAAGGCAUCACCAGGGUUGACUGAGGACCAGCUAUGGCGGGCCAAGUACAUCUACGACUCGGCCUUCCAUCCGGACACUGGCGAGAAGAUGAUCCUGAUUGGGCGAAUGUCUGCCCAGGUGCCCAUGAACAUGACCAUCACCGGAUGCAUGCUCACCUUCUACAGGACAACCCCUGCUGUGUUAUUCUGGCAAUGGGUGAACCAGUCAUUCAACGCCAUCGUCAACUACACUAACCGAAGUGGGGACGCUCCCAUCACUGUCAACCAGCUGGGCACGGCCUACGUCAGUGCUACCACUGGAGCUGUGGUAACGGCACUGGGACUCAAGUCCCUCACCAAGCGUUUGCCACCUCUCAUUGGACGCUACGUGCCUUUUGCAGCUGUGGCGGCUGCUAACUGCAUCAACAUCCCAUUGAUGAGGCAGAGGGAAUUAAAGCUCGGCAUCCCCAUUACAGAUGAGCAUGGAAAUCGGCUGGGUGAAUCGAAGAAGGCAGCGCAGCAAGCGAUCGUGCAGGUGGUGGUCUCUCGCAUUGGCAUGGCUGCACCAGCUAUGGCUAUCCCUCCUGUGAUCAUGAAUGCACUUGAGAAGAGAGCGUUUUUGAAGCGGUAUCCUUGGCUGAAUGCUCCUCUACAGGUUGGACUGGUGGGUCUGUGUUUGGUGUUUGCUACGCCCCUUUGCUGUGCACUCUUCCCACAGAAAAGCUCGAUGCGGGUGAGUCGCCUGGAGCCUGAAGUCCAAGCUCUGAUCAGGGAGAAGAACUCUGGUGUUGAGGUUGUCUAUUUUAAUAAGGGCCUUUGAGAGACGCUUCCUUGUGCUUCCCUGGUACGCAGCAGAAAGUCGGGAGGAAAAGGAACCAGGGAUCCGGUGCUCCUCAGGAGGAAGUUACACUUUAUAACAGUAUAAUCCUUUUUUAAAUGCUGCUGUCUUAUUGGCUGUCAAGUCUUGGCAGGCCUUAUAUGUAUGAUAUAACCUUCCUGGAUUCAGGUGAACCCUAGGGGUAGAUUGUAAUGUGGUGGUGUGGUUGUCGCUGUGAACAAAGCAGACACAUUCCAGCCCUGGUGCAGUUAGGCAUCAGGAUCAGUGGAGUCAGAGUCAAUCAGCCAACCCAAAUCCCUAUAUUAUGCAUAAUUCCACAGUGGAGCGUGAAGUUGUGUAUGUGGGUAUAUGUGUACAAUCCCUGUGAAAUAAUGUUUUUAAGAAUGAUGAUCUUGAGAUCAUUUUUGGGAGAGGAGAACCGUACAACAGCUUGAAUCCCUCAAGAAUUGGUUCCAUUGGGGAAGGCAACUUGUUCACCAUUCCACUUUUAAGUUUAUGAAUUCCAUGCUGAAGAAAAGCAUUGUGCUUCCAUGAAUGAACUACAUGUGCUUUUGUUAUACCUACAUCAUCGAGACAGUAACGUGUUUGCUCCAAACCAUCUUUAUUUUUUUACAAAGCAAAACGUGUUUGCAUAAGAAUCUCUGCAUUCUUUUUGCUACUUCAGUACUUUUGCAUCAAGGAAAACAUAUAGGUUCAAGAAUGACCAUGCACGCAGCUUUAAAGCUACAAAAAUCAGGAUCCAGUCUGACCAUUAAGUCAAAGAGGCAUGUGAGAAAAUAUCCAGAGCCUUUAAUGGAAGCAAGCAGUUGACUAUAUUGAGAGAAUGUCUGUGCAAAUAGAACCAGCUAAAAUUCAAAUAGGUGGGUGGUUAUUUUUCAGAAAUGUACUGUUCAGGGCCGGGCACAUGUGCAGACGUUAAAGCAAAGAUCUGAUGUUUGCGUAAUGAUAUCAUGUGGGUAUUACAAAGGCACAUGGAAAUCAGUGGGUGUAAACACAUCUUUUAUCUGCUCCUUGGGAACCAUGAAAUUCCAAGCUGCAAAGCAGGAAGUGAUCAGUCCACCUUUGCAGAGGCCUCAUCCGCUUAUGUUCUGUUUACCUAUUUUGCAUAUAACCAUAGCAUCAUUUCAUAAUUCACUUGUUUACUAGGAUAGCAAUGCGUUGUUCAAAAAUAAGGUCAAAGGGCAGUUGACAGAGAUGGCGUUCAGACAGAGGAUCAAUUCUGCCAGUUCACUAUGUUGCCCUUGUCUUCUGUUUCACUUGUUAAGGCCAGUGUUGCAGCAACAGCAUCUUCGGAUGCAGGGUGAAUGGUGGUGUCCUCUCCCAAAAUGACCAACGAAAUCUCUUUUACUUCCCUUUCCUUCUCCCACCCAGCUUCACUAACACCCAUGUUUCUGAGCACAGAUCUUCUUGUUGCACGAAAUGAAUAUUAGCUUGGGCUAAUGUGUCUCAUGUGUCAUGUGGGAAAUAGAUUGCAUCUACUUUAGAGCACCAAUGACCAUCUGUGGUGCACAUGGCUGUGGCUGAAUAACCGCUCAUGGAAGUAUUGUUCCAUGAGAUGUAGUCAUACCUGUGUUUUACUGGAAGGACUGAGACAGCUCUGUGGCUCUUACACAGGGAGAGGCCUGCCUGCACAGGAGCGCCUGCAUUCCUGGGCUGACGCUUUACCACUAAACCAAGAAUCAUUAUCCAAUAAAAGAGGUAACAUGUAGGCAGGUGUUUCCCCCCUACAAAGUUUCUCUGUGUUGAUUAUGGCACCUUCAUUGUAAUCCUACAGUUCUUUCUGUCUGCCGUGUAGACUUAAAAUUGUAAGGAUGAGCAGAUUUGCAUGCACUGAAUCAGCACAUCUGCACCCUACAGAAUUUUUGGGUGGGUAUGCCCACUGAAGUGCAUUGAAAAAUCAAAUCCCUUUGCUGAUGGCUUGGAGGGAUCUUACUCGCUGCCACUGUAGCAGUGCACUUUCCUGUAAUCCACAGUGUUCUGUAUUGUGCACAAUCUGGCAUCAGUUCUCAUUUGCUAAAAUGCAGAACCUUUAGUUGAAGGUCAUUUUUGCCAUUGACUUCAUCAUCAGGAGAGUCCAAAGGAAUUCUUUAACUUGAGCACUACAUGCACACACACACACAUAGCUAAAUUGGAACGGAUGUGUAUGAUGACACUUCUGUUUGCUUGCAAAGGGAGAUCAAGAGCAUAACUGGCCAGUACUGCCUUCCCCAAAGGUGGCUGAAGGUCAGUGGCUUAAUCCAGUUUUCUGUUCUUUUCAUCUCUGGAGCAAAUCACUUAUUUUAAUCUGAGCAAAGCAGCCUGGGUAUGUUUGUUCCUUAUAAAUGUCAUCGUUGCUGGGGGCUCAGAGUUCCAUCAGAGAUUGCUUCGCGCUCUAUUAUGUUUAUUCUUCACGAGACCUCAUCCAGCACUUAUAAGCCUACAAUGGAUUGCUUGAUUGCUUUUUCUUUUAUUAUAUUAUGUUGGAUCAUGUUUGAGGCUUAUUUUACCAAACGCAAAACAAUGUUUCUGUGCAGGAAUCCAUGCUGAUUCCAUGUCAUACCUCCUGUAUAGCUUUAAGUAAGGCAACUGUUUCCAAAUAAAGUAUAAUUUCUGUCUCUUG
Messenger RNA from Elgaria multicarinata webbii, 3724 nucleotides. It is a transcript of the gene SFXN3, whose product is annotated as sideroflexin 3. Bases 139 to 1107 code for a protein of 322 amino acids. NCBI's taxonomy places the organism in Eukaryota, Metazoa, Chordata, Lepidosauria, Squamata, Anguidae. The record is from RefSeq and is a predicted model, not a curated record. The transcript has 12 exons. Gene Ontology annotation, biological process: monoatomic ion transport; serine import into mitochondrion. Gene Ontology annotation, cellular component: mitochondrial inner membrane. Gene Ontology annotation, molecular function: monoatomic ion transmembrane transporter activity.